CUUUCUGUGGGUGUAGUUCUUUCAGUGAUUUUGAUGGGUGAUGGAAAUGAAGUUCAACAGAAGCUAAUUCUCAGAGUUUAGUUCUGAUUUUUAUGGAAAAGAAGGGAUUAUUCAUGCAAAUGGCCAUGAAUAACAGAGCUCUGCCUGCUUUCUUUCAUGCCAUGUUUUGGUUUUUGUCGAGUAUAAGUACAACCCAUGGCACCGCUACUGAUAUUUAUUGCUUGAAGACUGUAAAAGAGUCUAUGGAAGACCCUUUUAACUACCUAAACUCCUCAUGGAAUUUUAACAAUAAUACAGAGGGGUACAUCUGCAAAUUUACCGGCAUCGAGUGCUGGCACCCUGAUGAGAAUAGGGUCUUAAACAUCAGGCUUUCAGACAUGGGGCUGAAGGGCCGCUUCCCCCGGGGUAUUGAGAAUUGCACAAGCUUGACAGGUUUAGAUCUUUCAAGCAACAAGCUCACCGGACCUAUCCCAUCAGAUAUCUCUAAAAGGCUUCCGUAUGUGACAUCACUUGAUCUUUCCUCAAAUGGCUUUAGUGGUGAAAUUCCAUUGAGCCUGGCAAAUUGUACCUAUUUGAAUAUCCUCAAACUUGACAGCAACCGAUUAACUGGUCAGAUCCCUCUGCAACUCGGCUUGCUCAAUCGGAUAAAGACAUUUAGUGUUGCAAAUAAUCUGUUGUCUGGACAAGUUCCUACCUUUGGCAAUGUUACAUUUCAAGCAGAUAACUAUGCAAAUAAUCCAGGACUCUGUGGGAAACCUCUGGAUCCUUGCAAGGUACCUCAAAGUAAAUCUCAUGCUGCAGUAAUUGUUGGAUCGGUAGUUGCGGGAGUGUUUGUUACAUUGUUAGUUGUUGGAGCUGUUCUGAUCUUCUGGUUGGAUAAAAUUCCCAUUAAGAAGAAAGAUGACGACCCUGAAGGAAACAAGUGGGCCAAGAGUAUAAAGGGCGCCAAAGGCAUCAAGGUUUCCAUGUUCGAGAAGUCAGUUUCAAAAAUGAGGUUGAGUGACCUCUUGAAGGCUGCUAACAAUUUCAGCAAAGACAACAUGGUUAGGUCAGGAAGGACAGGGACGAUGUACAAGGCAAUGCUUCCUGAUGGUUCUGCCCUAAUGAUUAAGAGGCUGCAAGACACUCAACGUUCUGAGAAAGAAUUUAUAUCUGAGAUGACUACUCUAGGGAAUGUGAAACACCGUAACUUGGUUCCACUCUUGGGCUUUUGCGUGGCAAAGAAGGAGAGGCUUCUGGUGUAUAAGCAUAUGUCAAAUGGAACCCUCUAUGAUUGUCUUCAUGCGGUGGGACCUGAGGGGAAGGCCAUGGAAUGGCCUCUAAGGCUCAGAAUUGGGAUUGGGGCGGCCAAAGGUCUUGCAUGGCUCCAUCAUAGCUGCAAUCCCCGCAUUAUACAUCGAAACAUAAGCUCCAAAUGUAUCUUACUGGAUGAGGAUUUUGAGCCGAAAAUAUCAGACUUUGGGCUGGCAAGACUCAUGAACCCUAUUGACACUCACUUGAGUACUUUCGUGAAUGGGGAAUUUGGAGACUUGGGCUAUGUUGCUCCCGAGUAUCCGCGGACUCUGGUCGCAACUCCCAAGGGGGAUGUUUACAGUUUUGGAACUGUUCUUCUUGAGUUGGUUACUGGUGAGAAACCUACCCAUGUAGCUAAUGCCCCUGAAAGCUUCAAAGGGAAUUUGGUGGAAUGGGUUUCACAUCUGUCCAGCAAUUCUAGUCUCCAAAAUGCCAUUGAUAAGUCAUUGGUUGGGAAGGGUUUUGAUGGUGAGCUCUUCCAGUUUCUUAAAGUUGCAUGCAAUUGUGUCCUACCAACUCCCAAGGAAAGAUCUACAAUGUUUGAAGUUUACCAGCUUCUUAGAGCUAUUGGUGAGAGAUACCAUUUCACAGUUGAUGAUGAGAUUUUCGUGCCAUCUGACAUGGGUAAUGUUGAUUGCCCUGAUGAGCUUAUUGUCGCUAUGGAGACAGAGUGGCGCUGAGAAGUUGCAGUAAAGCAAAAUGUAGUUUAAGAGGCCAAAUGGUAACAACAUAAUCAAUGCAUAAUGCCUUUGGUUGUAAGCUUUUCAAAAGAGUGCUCAUAUCCUUAUAUUGAUAUUGUGAUUAUUAUUUUUAGCCUUCUUCAGCCGGAAGCCUACUUGUAUAUUUUCUAUUUAACUAGCAGCUUCGUGAGAUUAUCCCUUCUCUU
Telopea speciosissima is the source of this 2179-nucleotide messenger RNA. Its product is annotated as probably inactive leucine-rich repeat receptor-like protein kinase At5g48380. The transcript is spliced from 2 exons. Gene Ontology annotation, biological process: protein phosphorylation. The coding region runs from base 93 to 1973 and encodes 626 amino acids. The record is from RefSeq and is a predicted model, not a curated record. Gene Ontology annotation, molecular function: ATP binding; protein kinase activity; protein binding. NCBI's taxonomy places the organism in Eukaryota, Viridiplantae, Streptophyta, Magnoliopsida, Proteales, Proteaceae.